Trematomus bernacchii (emerald rockcod) is the source of this 1350-nucleotide messenger RNA. It is a transcript of the gene smndc1, whose product is annotated as survival motor neuron domain containing 1. Gene Ontology annotation, cellular component: cytoplasm; precatalytic spliceosome; nucleus. The transcript is spliced from 6 exons. The record is from RefSeq and is a predicted model, not a curated record. Lineage: Eukaryota; Metazoa; Chordata; Actinopteri; Perciformes; Nototheniidae. Bases 157 to 867 code for a protein of 236 amino acids. Gene Ontology annotation, molecular function: RNA binding. Gene Ontology annotation, biological process: mRNA processing; regulation of alternative mRNA splicing, via spliceosome.
AUCGCGAGAAACUCGUUUGCCGACUUCCGGUUAGCUAUUUGUGUAAGGGACGAAGAAACGAAUUGCUGUUGUUCUUUUCAGCAGUCGAUUUAGGAAAUCUUCGACUUGAAAUUUGAAUGCUUGCCGUAUUUAUCAUUGAAGAACAUAUAUACUGAGAUGUCGGAAGACUUGGUGAAACAGUUGAACAGCUACAAAGCCCAGCUACAGCAAGUAGAAGUUGCCUUAUCUACCGACGAAGAAAAUGAAGACCUCCUUAAACUCCAGAAAGACUUGCAGGAAGUCAUCGAUCUGACAACAGACCUUCUUACCUCACAACCCGCUGAGAGUGCUUCAACUACUAAUAGCUCAGUGACAGUACCAGUGAAGCAGCGCUGGAAAGUGGGCGACAACUGCCUGGCUGUGUGGAAUCAGGAUGGACAGACUUAUGAGGCUGAGAUUGAGGAGAUAGACCGGGAGAAUGGCACCGCAGCCGUGACCUUCGCCGGGUACGGGAACGCUGAAGUGAUUCCUCUGCAGAACCUCAAGCCAUCCGAGGACGGGAAACGAAAUGCCGACGAUGGGAAGCCUAAAUCAAAGAAAGAACAGAUAGCAGAUCAGAGAGAGUAUAAGAAGAAAAAAGCCCAGAAAAAGGUUCUGAGGAUGAAGGAAUUGGAGACAGAGAGGGAGGAACAAAAGUCAAAGUGGCAGAAUUUCAACAACAAAGCCUAUUCAAAGAACAAAAAAGGACAGGUCAAGAGAAGCAUAUUUGCAUCUCCAGAAAGCGUCUCUGGAAAGGUGGGAGUUGGAACAUGUGGUAUUGCAGACAAGCCAAUGACUCAGUACAGUGACACAGCAAAAUAUAAUGUUAGACAUCUAAUGCCACAAUGACCUGAUAUAUUCUGUAUAUACUGAUCCACUGUAUACUUCCUGUAUCAGUGCUUUCCAUUGUGUUUAUACAUGAGUCUCAUUUCCCAAGUAAAGAAAGCUUUGAAAGGAAUUGCUUGCACACCAUGUUUGAAAUAUUGAUGUAGUUUUCUUAUAUAUUACGAAGUACAACAGAAAAAUCCCAGAUUUUCCCAGCACUGGAACAAAGUCCCCUGUUGUGUAAGAACAGGAAGUGGUGUUUUAGAUCAACCUUAUAGUUUGUUGUUUGUGUUCAGGUUCCACUGAGGCCAAAUACCUGCUAAGACGAGAAUAAAUAUACACCUGCAGAUUUGUUUUGUUGUACAUUUGAAGCUGUAUUUUGAACACUGACCCAUUGUGGGGUGGGGGUAUACACUUCAAUAAUGAUGUUGAUUUGACAUGGCUGAAUUUACGUUUUUAAUUUCUCUGUAUAUAACAGUCCAAUAAACAUUGUUUUGUUUUCAGUUU